AUUGACAUAGACAAUCUUGAAGAAGAGGAAGAAAACAGAUACUCAGAUCCGUUUUCUUGACCGAAAACAUGAAGUUUAUGAAACUUGGAUCCAAGCCUGAUGCAUUUCAGACGGAUGGGGACAAAAUUAGGUAUGUAGCGACCGAGUUGGCCACUGACAUUGCUGUCAAUGUCGGAGACGUGAAGUUUUAUCUGCACAAGUUUCCGCUUCUGUCGAAAAGCGCUCGGUUGCAAAAAUUAGUCGCUCUGUCGAAUGAAGAGAAUAGUGAUGAAAUCCAUAUCCUGGAUAUACCUGGGGGAGCGGCUGCUUUUGAAAUUUGUGCAAAGUUCUGUUAUGGUAUGAUUGUCACACUCAAUGCAUACAAUGUCAUCGCUGCUAGAUGUGCAGCCGAGUAUCUCGAGAUGUAUGAAACCAUUGAGAAAGGGAAUCUCAUCUACAAGAUUGAGGUCUUUCUCAACUCGAGUAUUUUUAGAAGCUGGAAGGACUCGAUAAUCGUUCUUCAGACAACUAAGUCUCUUCUUCCAUGGUCUGAGGAACUUAAGGUGGUCAGUCACUGCCUUGAUUCCAUAGCUACCAAGUGUUGCAUCGAUACUUCGAAGGUUGAAUGGUCGUACACUUAUAACAGGAAGAAGCUUCCAUCUGAAAAUGGUGACGAUUCUCAUUGGAAUGGUGUGAGAACGCAGAAAGUUGUUCCGAAGGACUGGUGGGUUGAAGAUCUCUGUGAGCUUCAAGUUGACUUAUACAAACGUGUAAUAUCGACGAUUAAGACGAGGGGUAGAAUCAGUGGUGAUGUUCUUGGUGAAGCUUUGAAAGCGUAUGCGUCGAGGAGAUUACCUGGAUUUUCUAAAGGUAUGGUCCAGGGUGGUGAUAUUGCUAAAAAUAGACUACUGGUGGACACAAUAGUGCAGCUACUUCCAUCAGGGAAGGGGGAAGUCUCCUGUCACUUCUUUCUUAAGUUGUUAAAAGCAGUAAUUCUGCUAGAUUGUGGAGAGAUGGGAAGAAUUGAACUGAUGAAAAGAAUUGGUCAGCAGCUUGAUGAGGCCACCGUGGCUGAUCUUUUAGUUCGAGCUCCUGCCGGUGAGACGACUAUUUACGACGUUGACAUGGUACAAAGCCUUGUCGAGGAGUUUGUGACGCAGGUGCAGGACGUCCACACUGAUCUUCACAUGGAAAAUGAAUAUCAUGAGAUUAGAAGUCCCAAGUUUGUUUCUGAUGCUUCCAAGUUGAUGGUUGCAAAGCUGGUAGAUGGCUAUCUUGCUGAAGUUGCUCGUGAUCCUAACUUACCCAUCUCGAAAUUUAUACGCCUUGCUGAAUCAGUAUCGAGCUUUUCCAGACCAUCUCACGAUGGAUUAUACCGAGCCAUUGAUAUGUACCUGAAGGAACACCCUGGAAUCAGCAAGAGCGAGCGUAAGAAAAUUUGUCGAUUAAUGGACUGUAGAAAAUUGUCGCCUGAUGCGUGUUUGCAUGCAGUGCAAAACGAGCGACUUCCAUUGCGUGUCGUUGUUCAGGUUCUGUUCUUUGAACAAAUGCGAGCCUCGGCAGCAUCAGCUGGUGACAGUACGCCUGAUCUACCGAGUUCUAUUAGGGCCUUAUUACCAGGAGGGGGAUCUCAUGGAAGCUCAAGAUCAACUACAACGAACGCAGAGGACGACUGGGAUGCCAUACCAACUAUUGAUGAAAUCAGAGCUUUAAAAGGCGAACUUGCUGCUCUAAAGCUAGGAAAUGGUGACGUGACUAAAAACAACGCUGAAAAGGUUUCGGGAAAUAAAAUGAAGGGCAUGCUGAUAUCAAAGAAGAUCUUCUCGAAACUUUGGUCGAACAAAGACAGAAACGGAGAGAUCAGUAGCUCGGAGACAUCAGAAAGUCUGGGGUCUUCAAACGCAGAGGAAACCAAAUCGUCGACCCCGUCCAGAAGCCAGAGGCAUUCGAUAUCAUAAUUCAAACAUGCUCUACAAAUGUAGUGAGUGAGUGUUUGUAAAAUGUGUCUCUGUUUUGACAGUUAGAAGAAGUAGAAUCCGCUGACAAAUUCCCACCAUUACAAAGGAGAGCUCGGUCGUAUAUUGUGCAUGUAAAACCUGUUCUUACAGCUGAGCUGAAUUCAUGUAGGAAUUAUUGGUCUGUACGUUUUAUUUUAAUGGGUCAUUGAGUUAUAAUAUUUUUGUUGUACCAUAAAUCA
Molecule: messenger RNA, 2176 nt
Organism: Cucurbita pepo subsp. pepo (vegetable marrow)
Lineage: Eukaryota; Viridiplantae; Streptophyta; Magnoliopsida; Cucurbitales; Cucurbitaceae
Source: RefSeq, a predicted model, not a curated record